Bacillus rossius redtenbacheri is the source of this 868-nucleotide messenger RNA. Its product is annotated as adipose-secreted signaling protein. The coding region runs from base 261 to 737 and encodes 158 amino acids. NCBI's taxonomy places the organism in Eukaryota, Metazoa, Arthropoda, Insecta, Phasmatodea, Bacillidae. The transcript is spliced from 3 exons. The record is from RefSeq and is a predicted model, not a curated record.
AUGUACGAAACCACGCUGUAUCAACAGACCACCGACCUGAAGAUUUAACCGAAAUGUUCGUCGCAAGGUAAAUUGUAAAAUAGUUUAGCUACAAAAUUAGUUCUUCAUGACUGUUAAAUAAAGUUAAAAUAAUAAAGGGCCCUAAAUUUCUGAUUUUAUGGCUGAAUGGGUAUUACUCAAGGCCAAAUACGUGAAGAAAUGAAGUGUGAUGAUGAGCUGCCAACACCGUCUGCAAGCACAGCCGGAGGAGCCGUAGGGAAAUGUGUGCUGUGCAGCCCCACGUGCACUUCAGCGGGGAAGACAGUUUCGGGAAGGACAAUGACAUCACGGUGCUCGCGACGGAUGACGGCAAAGUUACGGUGCAUCUGGGGUUCCUGAAGCUGCACCACAAGUACGAAGUGCAAACGUACGUGCCAAGAGAGGCGUGCGGGGUGCGGGGGGCCGAGCUCCGGGAGCACCUGCCGUCAGGAAUACCUGGCCUGCACGCUCGGCUGGUGUCGCUACGCGAGGAGGGUGCCGCCGUGUGCCUCACUGUGCACCUGCUUGCACACAAGGAGAAGCUGCAGAAGGAGGAGAUAUGCCUGCAAGCAGCAGGGGAAGAUGGCCAUGUGAGCAUCAUUUUCGUGGCCAGAGUGCUAGGUAAAAACAAAGGAACUCCAUUACUGAAGAAUGGCAUCAAGUGCAUUGAAGUUAUACAGGAAGACGAGUCAGAGGCAUCUGACUGGCCAGGCUUCUGAUUACUCCCAAAAAUUAUAAUGUUCCUGUGAUCUCUGCACAAGAAAACAAUGAAAUCAAAGAUAUAAACAGUCCUGUGCUAAGAGCUGUGUUGUAAAUAAUGGUGAAAACUUUAAAUGCCUAAAACAUUAAA